AUGGACAGCAGCCUGCAGGACUGGCCUCUCAACGCCUCGGCGGCCGGAGGCACCGGAGCCGGGGACCAGCUGCUGGGCAGGUUCGGGGCCACGUGGACCGUCUCGCUGGCCGUGCUCAUGGCGCUGCUGAUCGUGGCCACCGUGGCCGGGAACGCGCUGGUCCUGCUGGCUUUCGUGGUGGACUCCAGCCUGCGGACCCAGAACAAUUACUUCCUCCUCAACCUGGCCAUCUCCGAUUUCCUAGUAGGUGCCUUUUGCAUUCCCUUGUAUGUGCCCUAUGUGCUGACAGGAAGAUGGGCCUUUGGGAAAAGCUUCUGCAAGCUCUGGCUGGUAAUUGAUUAUCUGCUCUGCACCUCUUCAGUCUUCAACAUUGUACUGAUUAGCUAUGACAGAUUCCUCUCUGUGACAAGAGCGGUCACAUACCGAGCUCAGCAAGGUAAUACCAAGCAAGCAGUGCUGAAGAUGGUAAUGGUGUGGGUCUUAGCUUUCCUGCUCUAUGGACCUGCAAUUAUCAGCUGGGAAUACGUAACAGGCCAGAGCAUCAUACCUGAUGGGGAAUGCUAUGCUGAAUUUUUUUACAACUGGUAUUUUCUCAUGACGGCCUCCACACUAGAGUUUUUCACCCCCUUCAUCAGUGUAUUGUUUUUCAACUUAAGCAUUUACCUGAACAUUCAGAAACGCACCAAAAUCCGCCUAGAUAUCUUCCACGAAGUACAGAGCCAGUCGUUCAUGGAGGAGAUGGAAAUGAGCCAGGAAGGAAAGCUUUCCCUGAAAUGCUGUAAGUGGGACCAGAAAGAGGCAGCCGAAACCCUAGACCUUCCCAAAUGUGAAACACAACAAGCAGCUGCCAAUGCCAGUCAGAGUGUGAAAGACUCACAGACAUCAGACUCAAAGAGCUCUGGGCCCUAUAGUGGGAAAUCAAAGUCUUUCAACAAGAGGAGCUAUAAACACUCAGCGUCUACAAUGUCUUUAGAGAAACGGAUGAAGAUGGUCUCCCAAAGCAUCACACAGCGUUUCAGGCUCUCCAGAGACAAGAAGGUGGCAAAAUCACUGGCAGUUAUAGUGAGCAUUUUUGGGCUUUGCUGGGCACCAUACACCCUCCUCAUGAUCAUCCGAGCUGCUUGCCAUGGCCACUGCAUCCCUGAUUACUGGUAUGAGACUUCCUUCUGGCUCCUGUGGAUCAACUCUGCUGUUAACCCUGUCCUGUAUCCCCUCUGCCACUACAGUUUUAGAAGAGCUUUCAUUAAACUCCUGUGCCCCAAGAAGCUAAAGAUCCAACCUCACAAUUCCCUCCAACACUGCUGGAAGUGA
Messenger RNA from Mauremys reevesii (Reeves's turtle), 1311 nucleotides. It is a transcript of the gene HRH3, whose product is annotated as histamine receptor H3. The record is from RefSeq and is a predicted model, not a curated record. Gene Ontology annotation, biological process: adenylate cyclase-activating adrenergic receptor signaling pathway. Gene Ontology annotation, cellular component: membrane. The transcript has 3 exons. Bases 1 to 1311 code for a protein of 436 amino acids. Gene Ontology annotation, molecular function: histamine receptor activity. Lineage: Eukaryota; Metazoa; Chordata; Testudines; Geoemydidae.